Drosophila gunungcola (fruit fly) is the source of this 1312-nucleotide messenger RNA. RefSeq names its product ras-associated and pleckstrin homology domains-containing protein 1-like. Bases 429 to 1139 code for a protein of 236 amino acids. The transcript has a single exon. NCBI's taxonomy places the organism in Eukaryota, Metazoa, Arthropoda, Insecta, Diptera, Drosophilidae. The record is from RefSeq and is a predicted model, not a curated record.
UGUUGUUGAAUGUUGUUGAAUGUUGUUGGAAGUUGUUGAAUGUUGUUGAAUGGUGUUGAAUGUUGUUAAAUGUUGUUGAACGUUGUUGAAUGGAACUCAAUAUUUUUGUACAUAUUUGAUUAAUUAAUAUAGUUGUUUUGAAUGUCUUAAAUGUCUUCCUCAACAUUAGGUUCUUAAAUGUUGUUGCUUAUGAUUACUACAUUUUUUAUAUUCUUAAACGCUGCUGAUUAUUGGUGAAUGUUUUUCAAUUAAUUGAUUGUGUUUCACUGUUUUAAAACAACAUUGUUUCUGUUAUAUUUACAUAUUUGUGUACACAGACUUUUAAUCCACUAUUCAAGUAGGUGUUUUACGAAAGAGUUAUGCCACCACAUCGGUAAAAGACAUGGAAUGUUUUCUUUGAUCUUCCUUUUACUUUAUUUAUUUAAAUUAUGCUUAAACCACUAGUUCGGCAUCGGGCUCAGCAAAAGAUUCGUCUGCAGCGUUGGCUGCCACGCCCCCAAAACAGCACUUCGACCAGGGCCACUUCGAUCAACGACAACUUUGAGUAUGUGUACCUUAACCACUCGUCGUCUCGCUUGGAGGACUUGCAGCCGGAAAACCCCGAGAAUUCCAGACGGGAAUCGCCGUCACUGAACACAUCGGUAGAUGCCUUCGGACCCUACGACAGUACCCAGCGUCAGGGGCGGACCUUUAGUUUGAUCUACGACUGGAUCAGCGGACUCUUCAACUCGUGCGUUUCGCCCUGCACUUUGGAGGCCUUCCAGAGGCAGACCUGCUGUGAGACUUACGUGGUGGAUCCCUCUUAUCCGCCACCUCCCCCGCCACCUCCUCCACCACCCCCCCAAAGUUGCUGUGCCCCAGUCAGACCUCCCUACCCACCACCACCUCCCCCUCCAAGGCCCCUGCCCCCUCCGCCACCUCCACCGCAACCCAUGCCCUACCCCUACCCACCCACCUAUCCAAACAGGAAGACGCCCGUUAUGGUGGUGGCCACGCCCAUCAACUGCUGCACCGUGUGCACAUUCACCUACUACGGACCGCCGCCCUGCGGUCGGUUGUACAACAACGGCACCAGCAGCAGCAGCGGUAAUGGCAGGAGGGUCACCAUCUACGUGCCACCACCCUACUACGGUCGAUAAAACAUAAACCAUAGCCUUAUUAGACCCCAAUUGAACACAUUUUUUGUAUAUGUAUAGGUUUUUUUUUUCGGCAACAAAAAAUACAGCUAAGAAACGACUAUCCAAAAACCCUUAUUCACCUUUUUAAAAAAUCGACUUUUCUUAUCAAAACAUAGGGAAAUCCAAAAGAUGGA